Messenger RNA from Dermacentor silvarum, 744 nucleotides. RefSeq lists its product as uncharacterized. Lineage: Eukaryota; Metazoa; Arthropoda; Arachnida; Ixodida; Ixodidae. The transcript is spliced from 3 exons. Bases 74 to 664 code for a protein of 196 amino acids. The record is from RefSeq and is a predicted model, not a curated record.
UAGCCGCUCUACCAUAGUUAAUAAGUGUCAUUGAUUGGGACGUAGAGAAAAGACAAAGAAGACGCUGUUCGCAAUGGCCAAGUACCAGGAGGAAGACGACAGCCUGCGAAGGCUCGUGCUCGCCUUUGCCGUGACGGCGUGCCUGUUGUGCGUGGUCCUCGCUCUUUCUGUGUACCGCCGGAGGGAACCUCCAAAACAAGACGUCGACGACUCGGCCAGCGCCCCAUCACCCAGCGCCUCCCAGCCGACGGUGGCGACCGACCCCAAGGCGGCCGAGAUCGCGGCGCGUCGGAGGCGCAAGUUUGAAAUACUGAGACGUCGCGCGGCCAAGCAGGAACUCGCCAACCCAUCCCGCGACGAGUGGAUCUACGUGGACGCGCAGGGGCGACCGAUGGCGUACCUCACCUCCACGCAGACGGUCACGGUCACGUACAACGGCACCAGCAAGAUCACGGUGACAAACACCACCACGACGGUGACCACCAGCAACGACGCGUACGCGACCUCUGCGCGCCGUCGCAGUAGCCAGGCGGCAGCACCGCCUGAGCAGUCGCAGCAGCGCCACGCCGUGGCGCUCGGAAGCAGCGGUCGCGACGGGGUCCUCGUCCCCGACGACAGCGAGCCACAGAAGGAUCCCAAAACAAAGACCACUUCACGGCAUUGACGAACGCUCCGAGAACUAUACCUACAGCGGACGGUUGAGCACUAGCGGUGUGAACUAUUUGCUUUUUGUCCUUUUCUCUU